Ilex paraguariensis (yerba mate) is the source of this 921-nucleotide messenger RNA. NCBI's taxonomy places the organism in Eukaryota, Viridiplantae, Streptophyta, Magnoliopsida, Aquifoliales, Aquifoliaceae. The record is from the annotation of a GenBank genome assembly.
AUGGCAGAGCCCACAGCAGCAAAAGUAACAUCGAUCUUCAUAUAUCCGAUCAAAUCAUACCAUGGAAUUUCUGUUUCUCAAGCAGCUCUCACUUCCACUGGAUUUCGCUGGGAUCGGCAAUGGUUGGUUGUGAAUUCCAAAGGCAGGGCAUACACUCAAAGGGUUGAACCAAAGCUUGCGCUAGUUGAAGUGACUCUGCCAAAUGAGGCAUUUUCUGAGAGUUUUUUUUUUUACACAUUUUCUGAGAGUUGGGAACCUACUAAAAGCUCAUAUCUGGUGAUAAAGGCCCCUGGGACGGAUGUCCUGAAGGUUUCAUUGAGUAAACCAAGUGAGAUUUCUAAUGGCGUCUCAGUAUGGGAGUGGUCGGGUUCUGCAUUCGAUGAGGGAGCUGAAGCAUCAAAAUGGUUCUCUUAUUAUCUUGGGAAACCGAGUCGGCUAGUGCGUUUCAAUGAAGGUAGUGCUCAAUCUAUUGCUGUACUCUACGCAUGCAACUUGUCAGAAACCAGGACCGUGGACCGUAAUUAUGCUCGUGGAUACAAAGUCAUGUUUUCUGACGGGUAUCCGCUCCUCCUACUAUCCCAGGGAUCAUUGGAUGCACUGAACAAGCAUCUCAAGGAUCCUUUACCAGUUAACCGUUUUAGGCCAAACAUCCUUGUUGAUGGUUGUGAACCAUUUUCUGAGGACUUGUGGAAGGAGAUGAGGAUAAACAAGUUAACAUUCCAUGGUGUCAAGCUAUGUUCCCGCAGUAAGGAAAACCUCCUCGUCUUGCGUCCAACCCGAAAACAGCAGGGGAAGGUCUACUUUGGGCAGAACUUGGUCUGCCCAGACUCCCUAAAUCAAAUGGAGGGGAAGACAAUCAAAGUAGGAGAUCCUAUUUAUGUCAUCAAGAUGGCCUCUUCCUGUACUGAUGCAGCUGCAUGA